AUGCCCAUCCAGACCGAUUGGUAUUCUCGCAUUUUUUUAGAAAGGCCGAUAUCAAGCCUUAUCCAUGAUGAUGUUUUGGACAACGCGAGGCGUGGCAUGGACUCAUUGAACUUCACAGUGGGAAAGAAGCUUGCAGUUUUGGCUGGUGAUUUUCUACUUUUCAGGGCAUUUUCUGCUGCUGUGUCUCUUGACAAUACUGAGGUUGUAUCAUUACUAGCAACUGCUGUAAAUAACCUUGUUACUGGUGAGCUUAUGCAAUUGACAAUAACCCCAGCACAACGCUGCAGGUUGAGGUGUGAUGUGGGGUGCGGGUGUGAAGGUUUCACCGUAUCAGAUUAG
Molecule: messenger RNA, 339 nt
Organism: Miscanthus lutarioriparius
Lineage: Eukaryota; Viridiplantae; Streptophyta; Magnoliopsida; Poales; Poaceae
Source: the annotation of a GenBank genome assembly